GAUCGAAAGUAUUUCACGAGGAUCCAAAAUAAAACUUGUCUUUGAGAGAUGUAAUGCGGCUUCCUAAGCUAGUGACUGGGCCUACAAUUCUAUUUUGUUACAAUACAUUCGUUCGCAACUAUUUAUUUUCGUCCCAAAAUUACAAGUCAUUGCAUCUCACUGUAAUUAACAACAAAAGCAGAUAUUUAUAUCCACAUCAUGAUGAUAAAGAUGCUACUACUUACAAUAUGCCAAAGAUAAAAGAAGGAAAAACAAAGAAAGGAAGUGUUAGCACACCCAGUUCAGCAGGUGCAACUACCAGUGAGGAUUCAGCAGUCACCGUCCAUUCUGAUGGUUCCAUCCUAAUCAAAAUCCUUGCCAAACCAGGAGCCAAACAAAACAGUGUCACAGGUGUGACAGAAGAAGGGGUUGGUGUUCAGAUUUCAGCACCCCCAGUUGAGGGAGAGGCCAACACAGAACUUGUCAAAUACAUCUCUAAAGUGUUAGAUCUUAGGAAAUCUGACAUUCAGCUAGACAAGGGAUCAAAAUCUCGAAAUAAAAUCUUACGUGUGGAUAAAACAAGCGGGCUUACAGUUCAGGCAGUUUUAGAUAAACUAAAACAAGAAAUCCAGUCUUAGCUAAUGUGAUCAUAAAAUAACAACUGAUAUUUGAACCUGG
This is a messenger RNA of Physella acuta, 657 nucleotides long. Its product is annotated as UPF0235 protein C15orf40 homolog. Gene Ontology annotation, cellular component: cytoplasm. The record is from RefSeq and is a predicted model, not a curated record. Lineage: Eukaryota; Metazoa; Mollusca; Gastropoda; Physidae.